This is a messenger RNA of Rhodotorula graminis WP1, 2121 nucleotides long. RefSeq lists its product as uncharacterized. The transcript has 6 exons. NCBI's taxonomy places the organism in Eukaryota, Fungi, Basidiomycota, Microbotryomycetes, Sporidiobolales, Sporidiobolaceae. The coding region runs from base 1 to 2121 and encodes 706 amino acids. The record is from RefSeq and is a predicted model, not a curated record.
AUGGUCUCGCGCGGUCAGCGUCAAGGCGAGCAGCUGUACAGGGCCAACUUCCGUCACCACCAGUUCCUCCCCACCGACGACUCGUCGUCCGUCGUCGCCGACUCGCAGUCGCCCGAACCCUCAGCCUACUUCCCAACACCCACGUUCCAUCCUCGUGCCCCCAUCUAUGACGACGGCCCGCCCGCCCACCCGAGGCCGCCCGCCUCGAGGUCCCUCGUCCCCGACUCGCUCGCCGCCUCGCCCUCGCGCCACACCCGCUCGCGCUCCCCCUCGGCCGUCGACCUCGACGAGCGCAGAGCCUUCAAGCAGGAGCUGCUCGACGACCACAUGCCCGACGACGUCAUGGCCGACGACGAGCGCCGCGCCGUGUACCGCUCGCGCGUCAACGACGAGCGCCGGCGGCCCGGGCGGCGCAGGGAGCGUGCGCCGUCGUACGAGCGCGCCGUCAAGGCCGAGCUCGACGUCGCCGGCAUGGGCGCAGCACGGCGAGGGCACGUCGAGGGCGAGGAGGAAGGGCCCAUGCUCCCUCCCGGCGGCGCUCGCCUGCCGACCGUCCUGCGCAACAAGCGCCCUGCGCCUGCCCGCUCGUCAUCGCCGUCGUCGACCUCGGGCGCGAGCGACGACUCGGAUGACGGCAUCACAACGCCUCGUUCCGGCACGAGCUCCCUCUUCCGCCCCGAGGAGGACGACGAGCACGGCGACGACAGCGACGGCACGCCGUCCGGGCCACGCCCGUCCGCGCGCAGGGCAGUCGAACGAGGAGGCGUCGUCAAGAGCAAGAAGAAGCGCAAGGAGAAGAAGCGCACAAAGGCCGACCGCGAGCGCGACACCCUCAACUUCCUCGACAGCCUCGACCCGCCCCAAGGUCCCGUCUUUCGCCCCCUCGGCGUCAAGCAGCGCCUCAUCAACCGGGCCGCCGAGUCGACCGCCGCGCUCCCGCCGCAAGCUCGAGUCGAACGCGUCGAGAUCGAGCCGCGCAGCCCGUCGCCGCCGCAGGAGGACCACGAGGGCGUGCUCGUCGGCGCGGGCGACGUCGGGCCGGGCGCAGCAUGGCCGCCUGGCGGCGAGCGCUCGGGCCCCUCGCCAGCUGGCUCGCCGGCCGGCUCGCUGCCGGACUAUGACGAGGAGGAGGACGGGCCCGAGGUGCCGCUCGUCUCGAUCGAGGACCCGGUCCUGCUCGAGGAGCAGGGUUACUUCCGUCGGCCGACCGAGGAGGGAGCGAUCCGGCGGUGGGUCGUCAUGCUCGAGCGCGAGAAGCGCCCUCUUCCUCCGCUGUACGACCACGCCCUCCUCUCGUCCGAUCUCGCCUACCUGCGCACGCUCCCCCUGCGCCUCCCUCCCGCCCUCUCUCCCUCUCCUCCCGCACCCUCUCUCGCCCUCCCCUGCGCCCUCCCUCUCCUGCGCACCCGACCCUCGCCCGAGACGUGCGCCGCCCUGUGGGCCGAUCUGCGCUCGCCGACGCACGCGGCGCAGCACGCACGCGCAGACUGCGACGCUGAGCCGCCGAGCGGGAGGGGUUGCCGCUGCCCGGUGUGGGUGCCGCCGUCGCCGGGAGGGACGCGUGAAUGGGCCGUCGAGCGGGCGAGGGCUGGGAGGGAGGAGGGAGCGAGCGUCGAGGGGCUCGUUGAGGUCGCGAGGAGGGUGUUUGACCUGGACGCGGAGCGCGACUUGUCGGCGCACGAGAUGGACCUCGUCGGCCUCGUCUACGAGCACAACUGGCUCUGGUACACUCAGCUCCUCGACCUCUCCCGCAUCGCCACCCACUCGCGCCAUCUCGCCUCGCCCCAGCUCAUCGCCGACCUUGCGUCACACCUCACCUACACGCGCGGGCAGCACGCCGUCGAGCGCGGGCUCGCGCACCGGCGGCUCGAGGAGGACCGUGCGAGGGCGAGGGAGGAGGGCAGGAUCGCGGAUCGGGCGCUCAUGCAGGAGACGGAGCUCGCCGAGCACAAGGCGAGGGACGAGGAGCACCGCCUCGCCGACCUCCUCUCCCGGCUCGAGGUGACGCUCGACGAGCAGGUGGGCGGUCGGGCGGCAGCGGUGAGAGAUGGGCAGGAGGGCGAUCGCGCCGGCGCGACGCAAGAGUGGGUCGAGCGGCGUGGCUGGACCGGCAGGGAGUAG